Acipenser ruthenus (sterlet) is the source of this 2344-nucleotide messenger RNA. RefSeq names its product RING finger protein 225-like. NCBI's taxonomy places the organism in Eukaryota, Metazoa, Chordata, Actinopteri, Acipenseriformes, Acipenseridae. The coding region runs from base 920 to 1597 and encodes 225 amino acids. The transcript is spliced from 2 exons. The record is from RefSeq and is a predicted model, not a curated record. Gene Ontology annotation, molecular function: ubiquitin protein ligase activity. Gene Ontology annotation, biological process: protein ubiquitination.
UAUGGAGCUGCUUAAUUAGACAUUUAAAGUGGUAGAGUUUUCAGUAUUAUAGUAACUUUGAAAAAAUAUAUUUGAACAUGAACUUAUACUAGUGUGUCCAAGCAAUGGUAAUGAUGGUGUGAGUAGAAUGGAAGCAAUGGUACUUGUAGAACAAUUUUACUAGUAGAAUGCUAGUAGUGGAAUGAUAGUAGUUGCUGUAGAAUGGUAGGAGAGGCAGUCUGUCAGAGCUCUGAAAGGGGAAAGAGAUAGAGAUGGUAUAUUUUUUUCUCCCUUGCAGACAUCAUUAAUUGUGUGUAAGGAACAGACUGGAUAUUAAAUAAAAUACCUGACACUGUAUAAACACUAAGGGCAACGCCUGUAUUUAACAUGCAUAUCUCUGAUAGCGUUUAGACCACACUGAAAUUGACCUGGCAAGGCUACACAUCUAGAUAACAGAGAUGUGAGAGAGCCAGUUAAAAGGCUCCUUUGCAUCCACGUUACUCAAGCAGACCACUGGGAAGUCAAGCAGACAAAAGCUUCAGCCCCAAAACAAGCGUCCGUCUGCUUGGUUUCUUAGAGGUUUGCCUCGCCAGUCUUUGGCAGCUCCGUCUUUGUGUUUCUCUGUAGAAUCAGCCUUCAGGCUCGAACUCACCAAACAGGGGGAACAGGGAGGGCCGGCACAGUGCAUUGUGGGACUGAGGAGGGCGAUCUGGACCAACACCUGUUGUGAUGUUGUCUGGACACGUUAUUCAUACAUGACAAUACAGAGCAGUACCAGGAAGUUAGAUUAAAUCAUUAGAAAUGUCUUGGGAUAGCUUACCAGCAAGGAGUGGAUAUUCCAAAGCAUUCAAGAGCUGGAUUUAACAGGACCAAUCACCUCUCUCACGCGUGUAUCCCUCCACCUCAGCCUUGCAGGAUCUACUUUCCCCCUGUCGGUGCUAUGACUUCAGAAGAGAGCGAUGUAGUCGGCAAAACCAACAUGAGCUGCUCCACGCCGGAGGGCCCCGGCUGUGAUUCCUCCGAGCUCGAUUGCACGGUGUGCUUCUGCCCCUUCGACAAUGUCUUCAAGGCCCCCAAAGUCCUGAGCUGCCAUCACACCUUUUGCCUGGAGUGCUUGGCCCGCAUGAAUGUGUCCUCCGUGGAAAACAAGACCCUGGUUUGCCCGUUAUGCCGCGAGGAAACCCAGUUGGAGACAGGGAAGGCGCUGCCAGACCUGCCCAACAACCUGGAGCUGAUUGGUAAGCUGGCCCCGGAGAUGCAGGGUGCCGUCUCGGUGAGGUUUAACCGAAGCAAAGGCCGCCUGUGGGUUAAAAAGAAGAUGGACCCUGCCUCCCUGAUCAAGCCCAGCAAGGUGGACAGCAUCAGCCUCUCUUUGGAUGUCGGCCGCCCCCCUUCCAGGGUCAGGACCGAGGCCUCCAGGCUGCUCCUUUCCACCUGUAGCUGCUACACUGCCAUCGCCAGCAUGGUCGUGGUGACCGUGGUUCUGGUCCUGUCUGGGAUUCUUAUAUUCGUGCUGGUUCCCAGGUUACAGUAUAGCCAGUAUAUGCUCAACCAAACUGUCACACACGUUUAUAAUAUAUCCAUCACACCCCCACUGCCAAACAGCACUCAGAUUUAAUAGAAGGGAUCGCCGGAGUGUUUAAGGAGGCACUAGCUGAUGGAAUGGUUCAUUCCUCUUGUUGUGCAUUUCCAUUCGUUGUCUCUCAGGUGCAGUUUGGCAAGAAGUGUUUAAAUGACUGUUUUCUGUAUUGAAGAGCAGACUUGCUAUAGAGUUUCCCUUGCUGGAAUUAGAGACUGGGAAUUGGAGAGUGAUCUCUUAUCCCCCCGUAGGAUUUUGAAAAGCGCCUUGGAGCCUCGCUGCUUGUCAAGUCCACCGUGCACACUACAGUGAUUGUCUUUGUAAAUAGCAGGAGUUAUGUGGCUUGUAUUCUUUCAAGAUGUCCUUUUUAUAUACUGUAAACAAAACUAAUGUACAGAGUUUUAUGGAAAUGUAACUGUUUUUUGUUAGUUUGUUUUUGAACUGAAGAGCAGCUCAGGAAAAAGCACCUUAGCACUUUUCUCAAAUACUGAGUUAUUAACAGCCUUCCUCAUUCCAUUCAAGUCAUGUGACAAUGUGACCCACCCACUCUAUAGAUGUACAGACAGAGAGGGUAGGUGGGGCUGACAGAUGAUGAGAUUAAAGGAUGAUAAUUCAGCACUGAAGGAACCGAAUCCAGAAACACUCACAAUGACUGCAAGCCCUGUAAAACAAUAAAGGAAACAUAAAAACAUGAAAAUGAUGCUUGAAGCUAUUUGUUCUUUUAUUAGUGUUUAAACUCUCCCUCUCUUCAUUUCCCUCUCCUCUCUCUCUCCCCUGCUUCUCUCU